AUGUCAUCAGUAGUUUACCAGAUGCCAUUCUCUGCCAUAUUCUCUCUUUUCUCCCAACCAAACAGGUGGACGGAUCUCUGGCACUCAGUUCCUGAUAUCGACUUAACCGACGACCAAGACGUACAGCAAACCGAUGCUAUUGAAUUGGAUGAUCAAUCUACCCUUUUUCGCUUCAACGAGUUUGUGUACUCUGUUUUGUUCAAGCUAGAUUCCAUCAAGAGUUUCUGGCUCAAGGUUGGAUAUAAUGGUUCUGAUCUUGCAUACCUUGGCUUUCCUAGCGUAGUUAAAUGGCUCAACCAUGUUGUAAAACGCGGUGUUGAGAGAAUUCUUCUCACUCUUUUCUCUGGCGUUGAUAUGAAAUUGCCCGUUAGCAUUUUGAACUGCAAAACCCUUGUGGAGCUCCACUUGUUUUCAUUUAAUGUGAAAGAAAAUUCAAGUUCUCUUACGCUAGAAGAAAUGUCAUCAACCGGGGAUGAUCGUCGUGAUGUGAUCAGCGAUUUACCAGACCGUGUCAUCUGUCAUAUUAUCUCUUUUCUCCCAACCGAACAGGCGGUUGCCACUAGUGUCCUUUCGAAGAGAUGGACGCAUCUCUGGCUCUCUGUCCCCACUCUCAGAUUGGAUGUGGACUUGAAACACCGAGAAGCCCUUUUUUGCUUUAAUGAGUUCGUCUACUCUGUUUUGCUAGCACGUGAUUCCGUCAAGUACAAGAGUUGCAUUAUGGACAUUUGGUAUCAUAAUGAUGAUCUUUCCCAUAUUGGCUUUCGAAAUUUCAUCAAAUGGAUUAAUCAUGUGGUGCAACGUGGAGUUGAGCACCUUGAAAUUUCCACUAACAUGCACGAUGAUCAUCCUUUCAAAUUCCCUAUUAGCAUCCUCACUUGCAAGACCCUUGUUCAUCUAGAUUUCUAUAAGUUCAUUGUGAAGGAUUUUUCUUCCAUUACACUCCCCUCCCUCAAGAUCCUUCAUUUUGAAGAAACUAACUUCUUAAAUUAUCAAGAUUUAAUAUUACUUCUAGCAGGAUGUCCGAAUCUUGAGAAUUUACGUGCAACUUUUCUAGAGUUCCACUCUGAAGACUCUCUUACCUAUCAAGAGCUACAAAGCUUAAGCUUAAACAAAUUGACGAAAGCAAAAAUGUGGGGCACUUAUUGCCACUUUCCACUGAAAGCACUUCAUAAUGUGAAACUUUUGUUCAUAGAAAUAAAUAAGGUGUAUCGAGGUUGUGAUGAGAUUCCUACCUUUCACAAUUUGACAACCCUUGCACUUUACUCUAUAAACUCUAACUGGCAUUUGUUGGCACAAGUGCUCAAUCAUUGCCCUAACCUUCAAAAUAUUGAACUCAGUCAGGGAACCCACAAUGAGAUAAUAGAAGGAGUCGAAGAAAAUUGGGAGGACCCAAUAUCUGUUCCUCAUUGUCUUUCAUUAAAACUUCAAACUUGCUCAAUUUUGAAAUUCUUGGGCCAAGAAAGUGAGCUUCUAUUGGCAAAACAUAUUCUAAAGAAUGCAAGAGUUUUGCAAACCAUGAAAAUCAAUUGUGGUAAAGAACUCAAAACAUAUAGAGAGUUAUUAUUAUGCCCAAGGGCCUCCCCUAUAUGUGAAGUUGUGAUCGAUUGCAAGCGAGGUUCUAUGUAA
Messenger RNA from Medicago truncatula (barrel medic), 1626 nucleotides. Its product is annotated as F-box/FBD/LRR-repeat protein At5g22660. Lineage: Eukaryota; Viridiplantae; Streptophyta; Magnoliopsida; Fabales; Fabaceae. The record is from RefSeq and is a predicted model, not a curated record. The transcript is spliced from 4 exons. The coding region runs from base 1 to 1626 and encodes 541 amino acids. Gene Ontology annotation, molecular function: protein binding.